Messenger RNA from Anolis carolinensis (green anole), 5357 nucleotides. RefSeq names its product RHO family interacting cell polarization regulator 2 (gene ripor2). NCBI's taxonomy places the organism in Eukaryota, Metazoa, Chordata, Lepidosauria, Squamata, Anolidae. The record is from RefSeq and is a predicted model, not a curated record. The transcript is spliced from 23 exons. Bases 100 to 3591 code for a protein of 1163 amino acids.
CCGGGCGGAGGCGGGAGCCGGACCGCUGCCCGGAGCGCCUCCUACUCCUUCGCUGUCUCCUCUCCCCGCUCAGGGGCUUCUCCAGGCACGGCGGGCCGCAUGCCCCAGGGGCCAAGGGCGACGCUGGGGGGCCAGGCCUCACGCUGGGCGCCCCCGGGCGCCGCCUCCCCUGCCCCUUCGCUUUUGUCGCGGGGCGCUUCGCCAAGCCUGGCCCGCCGCCUCAGCCUCGGACGACGACGCCUCCGUCGCCUCCGCCUCCGCCUCCCCCGCCUCUGGCCCAUGGAGCUCUCCCCGCGCCUGCCCUGCCGAUGCCCCGCCAGGGACGCCCCCGGGAGGCGACGAGCCAGGAGGGGGCCCUUCGCCAGAAUAUCUUCAAGAUUCCCAGAAAUCAUGUCAGUAGGAUCACACUCAUUCUCCCCAGGAGGCCCUAAUGGGAUUAUUAGAAGUCAAUCCUUCGCUGGCUUCAGCGGUCUUCAAGAAAGGCGAUCCAGGUGCAAUUCGUUUAUUGAGAAUUCCUCUGCACUCAAGAAACCUCAGGCAAAAGUGAAGAAAACGCACAAUUUAGGACACAAGAGCAGCAGCACAUCUAAGGAACCUCAGCCUGAAAGGAUGGAAGAAGUCUACAAAGCCCUAAAGAAUGGACUCGAUGAAUAUCUUGAAGUGCAUCAAACGGAGCUAGAUACGUUAACAGCUCAGUUAAAGGACAUGAAAAGAAACUCACGUCUGGGAGUGCUAUACGAUCUUGAUAAGCAAAUGAAAGCAAUUGAAAGAUAUAUGAGAAAGCUGGAGUUCCACAUCAGCAAGGUUGAUGAGCUCUUUGAAGCAUAUUGUAUCCAAAGACGGCUGCGUGAUGGUGCGAGUAAAAUGAAACAAGCAUUUGGGUUGUCCCCUGUCAGCAAGGCAGCUCGGGAGAGUUUGUCUGAAAUCAACAAAAGCUACAAAGAAUACACAGAGAACAUGUGUACUAUUGAAGGGGAACUGGAAAAUCUAAUGGGAGAGUUCAGCAUCAAGAUGAAAGGUCUGGCUGGUUUUGCUCGACUUUGCCCAGGAGACCAGUAUGAAAUUUUCAUGCGAUAUGGACGUCAGAGAUGGAAAUUGAAAGGCAAAAUAGAAGUCAAUGGCAAGCAAAGCUGGGAUGGAGAAGAAAUGAUCUUCUUUCCUCUGAUCGUUGGCCUAAUCUCCAUUAAGGUCACAGAAUUGAAAGGUCUUGCUACUCACAUUCUGGUGGGAAGCGUGACCUGUGAAACAAAAGACUUGUUUGCUGCUCAGCCUCAAGUUGUAGCUGUGGAUAUCAAUGACCUUGGCACAAUAAAGCUGAAUCUGGAAAUCACUUGGCACCCAUUUGAUGUUGAAGAUGUGACUCCAUCCACAGUGAACACAAGUAAAGCAUCUGCUCUCCAAAGAAGGAUGUCCAUGUACAGUCAAGGUACUCCAGAAACGCCAACAUUCAAGGAUCGCUCUUUCUUUAAAUGGCGUCAUCCUCCACAAGACAAGCUCCAGUUUUCCAUUUUAGAUGCUCUUCAGGACACUUUUUUUGACAAGCUGCGUCGCAGUCGCUCCUUUAGUGACCUACCAUCCCUCAGAUUAAGGCCUAGAGCAGGGCUAGAAAACUAUUCAAAUUUAGCUGAUGAUGUCUUUGGAGCAACAGAAAAUGAGAAAAGGCCACUGUCUUACAGCUUCAGUGACAUCCCCAAUGGAGACUGCACUUUGUCGUCCACUUCAGUAGGCUCUUCUACUGCCAUAGAUAAUUCUAAUCCUGAAAUUACUGUCACACCCCCAGAACACAAUGCUCAAAAGUUAUCCAAAACUCACAUUAUGGACAAUAUCAGUACAAGCUCAUCUGUAGACUCUACACCUGAAUCCAAAGACUUAAAAUCACAAGAGCAUUUUCUAGCUGAUGAUGAAAAGAAGUCUUCAAGUAUAGAUUCUGAAGUUUGCCAAAAGUCUCCGCAUUCAAGGAGCAGCACCCUGUUCUUAGAUAAUAACGCCCCAGUGUCACUUCUUCAGGAAACAGAUGAGUUAUCAGAGCUGAAGCCAGUGGAACUGGAUACCUUUGAAGGCAACAUUACCAAGCAGCUGGUUAAAAGACUUAAUUCAGGAGAAGUCCCAAUGACACCUGAGAAGCUGCGUUGUGAAGGAUCCAUAAGUGGCGAAUCCGAAGGCUAUAAAUCCUGUGUAGAUGGAAGCCUAGAAGAAGCAUUUCAGGGACUUAUUCUUGCACUGGAGCCUCAUAAAGAUCAAUUCAAAGAAUUCCAAGAUUUGGACCAAGAAAUAACACACCUUGAUGAAAUCCUAAAAUGUAGAUUGGCAGUAAAUCACAGUAGGUCAUCCAGUUUAAGUCUAACUGUUGAGAGUGCCCUGGAAAGCUUUGACUUCCUCAACACCUCUGACUUUGAAGACGAUGGUGGUACUGAAGAGCUGUGCGAUGGGGGGCGAGGCACUGACUCUGUGUUUUCAGAUAAUGACGUUGAGAAACACAGUUACAGGUCAGAACACCCAGAAGCCAGAGGGCAUCUCAGCGAAGCAUUGACAGAAGACACGGGAGUUGGCACCAGUGUGGCUGGAAGCCCUCUUCCGCUGACCACGGGGAACGAAAGCCUGGAUGUCACUAUCGUCAAGCACUUACAGUAUUGCACACAGCUGGUACAGCAAAUUGUGUUCUCCAACAAAACGCCAUUUCUAACAAGAUACCUCCUAGACAAGCUGACCCAGCAAAUUCUAGUGAUUGAGAGUCUAGCAGAGCUCAGCAAUGAGAAUAUGGGGAAUUUCAGGCCCAUAACUGAAGCUAUUCCAGAUUUUCAGAAAAGGAUCUCUCUGCUUUCCUUCUGGAAUAAAUGUACCAGUUCGUCUGGACUGUAUCACACUUCUGCAGACAAGAUGAUCAAACAACUCGAUGCCAGUUUUGGCACAACGGUGAAUGAUGAGUGCCCAGGACUCGCAGAGACAGUGUUUAAAACAUUGGUAUCCCAUAUUGUGGACCGCACCGAGCCUGUCCUCUCCUCCAGUCUGUCCUUGGAAGUCAUAACAGUUUUUCAGUAUUACAGCUAUUUUGCCAACAAAAAUGUUAGUGAUCUGGCGAAUUAUUUGCUUCAGCUUGCCAGAGAAGCUCUAAUGGUUCAGACUCUACAGUCCUUAAGAGAUGAAAAGGUCUUGCAGAAUAAAGCCGCUUUAACCUCCAUCAGCCUUCCACCGCAGCAGGAGGUGCUAAAGUCUUUGGCGCUGCUCCUUCUGACUGAAAACAAGAGAGAGAUCCAUGAGGCUGUAGUAUCAAUACUGUCAGCUGCAGCAGCAGAAGACAAGCAAUUCAGGGAAAAGGCUUUAAUUUAUUACUGUGAAACGCUUGCACAGCCCAACCUCCACCUCCAGAAGGCAGCUUGCCUGGCUCUGAAAUGCCUCCAGGCAACAGAAAGUAUUAAAAUGUUGGCUACCCUUUGCCAGUCGGAUAAUGAAGAAAUCAGGAAGAUAGCCUCUGAAACCCUGCUCUCUCUUGGGGAAGAUGGACGGCUGGCCUAUGAACAACUAGAUAAAUUUCCCCGUGAAUCCAUUAAGAUUGGUGGACGACGUGCAGCUGAGGUGGCCACAGCUUUUUAAGUUGUGUAUUCAGACACAACGCCCUCAAUGGUGGACCUUCUUAAUCAUUAUGGUGCUGUCACUGAACUGCAGGAAUAAAAAAAAAAUACUCAUUUGAAAGAUGCUCUGGACAUUAGAAAAAUAAUAAUUAUGGAGGAUAUAGUUUCUGGGAUGCUGCUGCUGACUUUUCCCUGUUGCUUAUAGUGAAACUGUCAAAGAUUGUGAUGAUUUGCUUUAGAGUGAAACUAUGUUCUUGCUAUAAAUCAGCCCCAGCAAACAUGAGAGAUGUUUUGAUAUCACCAUUCAGGCAUUUUUAACUGAAUUAGGGGCUUGUUUGUAGGCAUUACUGAGGCUUCCCUUAAAACAAUAAAAAGAGAUGAUGAGAAAGAAAGCUGAAUAGAAAUGUUAAAAGCUGUGCUAACUUCCUUAUGUGCUUUUCCUCUGUUGCCUUAGUAGCAAAAUUGAGCAUGAACUGCCCUCAGCUGAUGAGCUGCCUCCGGAAACAGCAGGAUGCGAACUCCAGGAGGUGUUAAUUUUCUGACUCACUUCCAGUUUCCAUUCUUGCUUUUUUCCCUGCCCUCCGCUAAUGAACUCUCAUUAAUCCCAAGGGGUUUUCUUUUCUUGUCAAGCAAUUGUGUGGGCCGUGUGAAACAAGUGGAAAUGUUGAAGUGUGCUCCUUUUUCCCAGAAAGGGCAUAUGAAUGCAAUAGAUUUUAUUACAUGAAAGCCCUGGCUACGGUUUUGCACCUCCAAAAUUUGAAGAAGAUUGAAGUUGUCUGCUGUUAUGUAUAAAGAAUUGUAGAAUUGAUUUCCAUAUAGGGGGAUAUGAGGAAAGGGUCUUUGGAACUACUUGUAGUUCAAGCCAUUUUACAAACACUUCUCCUUCACAUAAUGUACAAUAGUUUGAGUGACAGAGAGCAUGGUCUUGUGCAGACUUACUCAGAAGUAAAUCCUCUUGAAUCCAACAAAGCUAAUUUCUAGUUUGCGUGGAACUUCAAAUUGGAUGAUUCAUUAAAACCCUUACUAUUUUCCUUUAUUUAAAGUUACUGGUAUUUGAAACAGCUGGUUCCUCUAUAGCUCUUGGAUUUUCUGGGUUUUUUUUUUUUCGUGUCAGGAGCAACUUGAGUCGCUCCUGGAGUGAGAGAAUUGGCCGUUUGCAAGGACGUUGCUGAGGGGACGCCCGGAUGUUUUGAUGUUUUUACCAUCCUUGUGGGAGGCUUCUCUCAUGUCCCCACAUGGAGCUGGAGCUGAUAGAGGGAGCUCAUCUGCGCUCUCCCCAGGUGGGAUUCGAACCUGGUCAGCAACUCAACCUUCACGUCACAAGGCUUUAACCCACUACUCCCCCGGGGGCUCCCGGAUUACUGGGUGGGGUAAAGGGAUUAUUCAUCAAUGUUUUAAGACCUGCAAGGUUUCAAGUUGUUUUAAAAAUAUAAUCGAAUCAGUUUUUCCCUUUGCAAAUGCACUGUGAAGACAGUAUUUUUGAUUGUGAAUGUUGCAACACUGUAUAUAGCUGUAUAUUUAUAAAUUAUAUAUAAAUUUUCUCCAAUUAAAAAGUUGUUUGUACAGUCACUCCAAGAGAUUUGCUUCAAGAAAAUGUCUCUUAUAACACGUGAAAUAAUGAUGCUUUAGUUUUUACAGCACACACUGCUCACUCGAGCCUGCAGUCUUUCAUGGUUGUCUUUUGUACUGACUUUUGGCUUAUAUUUGCCUUCUAGUUUUGUGGUAUUUGUACUUUGCAUAUUUACUGCUACUUUUAAGUUAUAAUAAAGAUUAUUUUGAAUUACUAAA